UUCUAGGUGUUGGCCAAGCAAACAAGGCUCUGGCUGAUCUCUACAGAUCUCAUGUCACUAGAGUAAGCUUUCAUCUCUAUUUAUGAUACAUGUAAAAGAGUAUGCAGGUUAUUGGAGGUGGAAAAUCCAUAUGGCAUCAUUGUGAUACAGUGCUGAGAUUGCCAUGAUUCGUUUCAUGUUCAACUUUUAAUUUAUUCAGGAUUAUACAUUGGAGGGUGAAUUCGGGAUGGCCACAGACAAUUUAUCUCACGCAGGCCACCUCAUAGAGAAGACCACAUAUGUUAGUUACAGUGCUUUCUUUUUUGUCUUCCACCUUAAUGAAAGAAAUACUGAAUCUAUAAACAUCUUAUCUUGACUGCUUUGCAACCCUUGACAUGUCUUCCAGAUCACAUCACACUGGACAAGCUGGAGAAAGUCCUGGCCAUGAUGCAGGGAUCCAAUCAGAAGGCCUUGCUCACAUAUGUCUACCAUUCAUUCUAGUUCUGUGGUCCACCUCUUAUCCCUCUCUGUCCACCUUACUCUAUCUACUCACUUAGCCACGGUAUAUAGUGAUUAGAGCAUUCCCAUAGACCUGUACCAAUUCAACCCCAUUACUUACCACAGUAGUGAUAUAAGUGCCUGUCAGUUGUCAGUGCCAGCUCAAGCUUAUUUGUAAUUUUGCUAUACCAAGUGUAGGAUAACUGUGUUUGUUCUGGCAGGUACUCUAAGGUGGACAUGAGCACCCAGGAGGUCUAUAAGCUGGCUGUGAAGGGGGAACUACGUUUAUUACACUUCCAACCACCCCACUUUACCUUGAGUAAGUAUUUUAACUCCUCCAAUUUCUAAUAAAAAGCAUGAGCUGGCGCACACCCAGAGAACAUUAUUUAGUGUAGAGGUGCUGACGAACGGUGAAUAAACUGCAAGCUACAAAAACAAAGAGUCGCACACUCCAUUAUGUUUAAACUCCCAGUAAUUUAUUGGGUAAAAAAACACCAAUGUUUCGGCAUCACUAAGCCUUCUUCAGGGUUUUCACCUGUACUGUACAAUACCCUCCUGGAUAGACACUUGCUUACACACAUGGCUACAGAGACACAGGGCAACACUCAUACAUGCAAUAGGACUUGGCACAUUGCUCUUUUGAACUAAUGAACUGUAACAGACACCUUAAAAUGUUACAUUAGAUAUGUAUUAGAUAUUCUGUAAUCGUUUGCUAAUUCAACUUGUCACAUUACAUUAAUCAGUUCUCUCCAACCUCACAGAGGUGCAGUGUUUGAAUGAAACCCAGCGAUACCUGUGCAGAAUCCUGCAUGAGGUGGGCUUGGAGCUCCGCAGCACGGCAGUAUGUAAAGGAGUGCGCCGCACGCGAGACGGAUCCUUCACGGUACAGCACGCCUUGACCCACCAACACUGGACUGCCCCUGAUGUCAUACAGGCCAUCCAACAGUCCAGGAAGGCUAGAAAAUCCAAGAGCACACAGCCAGGGGAGGAUACAGGAACAGCCCGUCGAAGACAGGAGAUAGAGGAAGAUGCAGUAGUCACUGGUGAUUCCCACCGGUUACACUUGGUAUUGACCUCUAAAGCAUUUGGCUCU
Messenger RNA from Coregonus sp. 'balchen', 1570 nucleotides. The record is from the annotation of a GenBank genome assembly. NCBI's taxonomy places the organism in Eukaryota, Metazoa, Chordata, Actinopteri, Salmoniformes, Salmonidae.